Pleurotus ostreatus (oyster mushroom) is the source of this 711-nucleotide messenger RNA. RefSeq lists its product as uncharacterized. The record is from RefSeq and is a predicted model, not a curated record. Bases 1 to 711 code for a protein of 236 amino acids. The transcript has 6 exons. Lineage: Eukaryota; Fungi; Basidiomycota; Agaricomycetes; Agaricales; Pleurotaceae.
AUGAACGUGAAACACGUCUACACUGUGUCCGCUGGACUCUCAGGGGAGUUCCAAUGGGAGUACGACGCGCCUCCGGUCAGUAUCCCCGAGGCCACUGCUCUUCACCUAGGGGUAGUCCAACUUGGCCUCAUGGGAGGAGUCAAGGUCGCCAUGACGGUCAAUGCCAAUGCUGAAGCCAAAGUCACCAGCACCGUCCAGUAUGGUCUUCAACACUAUGUCAAUCCUACCCCGCCCUUAUCUCGUCUUAUCAUAUACUAUCCCCAUUCAGUAUCGACCACGAUCCCACCAAAGAGAGACACCAUCCUGACGCCCUAUUUCAACUCCACCUCUAUCGAUGGUCUAUUCUCUGGUGAAGCGUCCGCUUUGGUUGGCACGACUGGUAGUAUAACUCCGAUGCUGAUGGCUGGGGUCGCGUCCUCCGGUGGCUCAGCGCGUGCUGAUGCGUGGCCUGGCGUGGAGGUCGGGAUGUCAUUAUCGGCGCAAGCAACACAGGCCGUUGGCUUUGACUCCGGAGUCGCUUCUCUAACUGCCGGAUCGCUGUCUCAUUUGUACGUCAAAGUAAAGGCUGGCGUCGAAGCUAACGCUACAUGGGCGUGGCUCCACAAGUGGAUCGGCUGGACUCCGUCAGUGUCGGCUCCCUUGGAUCUCUUCACGCACCAAUGGGAUCUGUCUGAGAGGGUUCUGUGGCAGGCAAACCCGCCGCUCCCUUGA